UAAAGCUAAAGUUCAUUAAAUUAGUAAAGUGUACUGUUUUCCAAGUGUACAUCCAAUUUUCUUUGCUACUUUCCGUUGUUUUCGCUUUAAUGACACAAGAGAAGCUUAUAAAAGCACCCUCCCUAUUGGCUUCAUGCUUUCAUUUCAUUCAUUCAAACCACCUGCUUCCAUCAUUUUAUUAAGCCACAAAAUGGAACCUCCUUUUCAGCAUAUGUAAUUGUUGUAAAGCCUUUUCUUUCCCACUCUUCUUUUUUCUGCAUAUUCGAAUCACUACUUUUUUUGCCUAGAACAGAAUAACACAUAUAUAUAAAUACAGAGAGAGAUUAGACGAUUAGUGACGACAGAUUUGUAAAAUCAGACAGUGUGGCUAGUUGAGCUAGCUCCAUGUCUGACUCACACCCAAGUUUGUGUUCUCUUCCAAGCAUUCUUGCUCUUCUUCUAAUCUUCAUCUUCAUUCUCAUCAAAAGAAAGCAAGGCAAACCCAAGCUUAAUCUUCCCCCAGGGAAAAUGGGUUGGCCCUUUCUUGGGGAAACCAUAAGUUAUUUGAAACCUUACUCUGCCACUACAGUAGGAGAAUUCAUGGAACAGCACAUAGCAAGGUAUGGUAAAAUUUACAAGUCGAACUUGUUUGGGGGGCCAGCAAUAGUGUCAGCAGAUGCAGGGCUGAACAGGUUCAUAUUACAGAACGAAGGGAAAUUGUUUGAGUGCAGCUAUCCAAGAAGCAUUGGUGGAAUACUAGGAAAAUGGUCUAUGUUGGUUCUUGUUGGUGACAUGCACAGGGACAUGCGGGUCAUUUCACUCAAUUUUCUUAGCCAUGCCAGGCUCAGAACACAUCUCUUGAAAGAGGUGGAGCAACAUACUCUGCUGGUUCUAAACUCUUGGAAGGAAAAUUGCACAUUCUCAGCUCAAGAUGAAGCCAAGAAGUUCACCUUCAAUUUGAUGGCCAAACACAUCAUGAGCCUCCAUCCUGGGAAUAUAGAGACAGAGCAGCUGAAGAAAGAGUAUGUCACUUUUAUGAAAGGGGUGGUAUCAGCUCCACUGAAUUUUCCAGGAACUGCAUACAGAAGGGCAUUAAAGUCUAGGUCCACCAUACUGAAGUUCAUAGAGGGGAAAAUGAAUGAAAGAAUCAAAAGGAUCCAAGAUGGAAAUGAAAGUUUGGAGGAAGAUGAUCUUCUAAACUGGGUUUUGAAGCACUCAAAUCUUUCAACCGAGCAAAUCCUUGAUUUGGUUCUAAGCUUGCUCUUUGCUGGCCAUGAAACUUCAUCAGUUUCCAUAGCUCUAGCUAUUUACUUCUUGCCAGGUUGUCCUCAAGCUAUGCAACAGUUGAGGGAAGAGCACAAUGAAAUUGCCAGACUCAAGGAACAGGCAGGGGAAGUUGAAUUGACUUGGGAAGACUACAAACGAAUGGAAUUUACUCACUGUGUUGUGAAUGAGACACUUAGAUUGGGAAAUGUUGUGAGGUUCCUUCACAGGAAGGCCCUAAAAGAUGUUCGGUACAAAGGUUAUGACAUUCCAUGUGGGUGGAAAGUCCUUCCAGUAAUUGCAGCCGUGCAUCUUGAUCCUUCACUUUUUGACCAACCUCAACGCUUCAAUCCAUGGAGAUGGCAGGUAUCUUCCGGCGGAAGCAAUACUGUCCGAGCUGGAAAUGAUGGUAGUUGUGGCGGUUGCCCAAGCUCAAGCACGGGGAGUAACAACACGUUCCUCCCGUUCGGAGGAGGACCGCGGCUAUGCGCGGGGUCGGAGUUAGCCAAGCUUGAAAUGGCUGUUUUUAUCCACCAUCUAAUCCUCAACUACAAUUGGGAAUUGGUUGAUGAUACAGACCAAGCUUUUGCCUACCCUUUUGUCGAUUUCCCCAAAGGCCUACCCAUCAGAGUCCAAUCCAAACCAAACCCAACUCUAUGAAAAUUUGAUUCAAAUAUCCACCCAACUCAAUUAGUUAGUUAGCUCAGUAUUCAAUAUGUAUGUGUAAUAACUCCAAGUCUCCAAUGCAAUUUGGCCUAGCCUAUUACAAACUUUGCAUCACCAGUCUCUCUCGUUGUUGAUGUGGAGAAUCAAAAGCUAAAGCAGUUACGUGAAGAAUUUGAUGUUCCUUCCAUAUGCACAAAUCAAUCAAACAACUUUCUCACGCACGAAGGGAAGACACAAUUAAGUACAGAGGCAUGCCAAUAGGACCACUUCUCUAUAUUUUCUUUACCUCCUCUAGGCUGUAGCAGAUUUUUACCUCCCCUGUUGUACAUUUUAUAGAUAAGGCCAGAUGAGUGAAUAUUUAUUCAUCAUUUACAUUAUCCCAGAUCUGUAAUCUACUUUCCGUCCUGCAUAUAAUAAACCCAUUAUCUUUUGUGUAUAA
Molecule: messenger RNA, 2347 nt
Organism: Lotus japonicus
Lineage: Eukaryota; Viridiplantae; Streptophyta; Magnoliopsida; Fabales; Fabaceae
Product: cholesterol 22-monohydroxylase CYP90B51
Exons: 8
Coding region: 385-1902 (505 amino acids)
Biological process (GO): sterol metabolic process
Molecular function (GO): monooxygenase activity; heme binding; oxidoreductase activity, acting on paired donors, with incorporation or reduction of molecular oxygen
Source: RefSeq, a predicted model, not a curated record